Nematocida parisii ERTm1 is the source of this 708-nucleotide messenger RNA. RefSeq lists its product as uncharacterized. The record is from RefSeq and is a predicted model, not a curated record. Bases 48 to 683 code for a protein of 211 amino acids. NCBI's taxonomy places the organism in Eukaryota, Fungi, Microsporidia. The transcript has a single exon.
UGUCAAUUAGUCUCAUGUAAAAUAUUGUUGUAAUUCUAUUAUAGUAAAUGGGCGAAGGCAGCACACUGAAAAAAACCUAUUCAUACAUACUUAAAGAGUCUAUUUAUUUUAGAAGAGCCGUUCUUUUAAAGCCACUGACUAAGCCUGGAUAUGCUACAGCAUACUCUCAAGUCGGCCUUUGGAUCAAUAUUAUAUUUCUGUUUUUAUCUAUGCUAUGCAGCUGUUCUCUUUAUAAAACGCUGGAUGGUUACACCAAAUAUAAUAUAGAAGAAGGAAGAUCAGUUACUAUAUAUAUUUGCCUGGGGCAGUUGGUUCCGGUCUUCUUUGUAAUGCUUUUAUUUAGUGGGAUUAUUUAUUCCUUCCUAUUUAACUUUACACUAGUUGAAUCCGGGUAUGUUAUAUCUUAUUCUAUGUCCACAACUCUUCCAGCAAUAUUAAUAGGAAAGUCUGCGCAGUUGUACUUUAAGAACUACCUGUGGCCAAUAAACAGCCUUGUAUUCGUGCUAUCCGGUGUGAUUUCAAGUAUUUUUAUAAUUGUGAACUCGAAGAAGAAGAUAAAAGGAUAUUUUAAAUCGUGGUGUAUCUUUAUUGGAUGCAGUAUAAUGCAGAUUGGUAUGCACUUAUCGGGCGAUUCAAGUAUUUUCGGUGUUUUACACAUAUGGAAAUUUUCACUCUGGUCUUGAAUUAUAAUAUUAAUAACACUAUAUA